AUGUUUUCUGAACGUUGGAUAUGUUGUUGUUGUCCAAAAACACAUAAACCUCAUCGAAGUAUUGUACCACUAGAACAACCACAACCACCACCACCACCACCAAAACAACGACCACAACCAGAACGACAAUCAUAUCCAGUACCAAAAAGUAAAAGAAGAGAUAAAAAAUCUGAUGUCACUUUAGCGGCUGUUGUUAUUAUUCAAUCAUGGUUUCGACGGAAACAAGCACGUUUUGAAAUACGACGAAAAGCUGCAUGGACAAUUUAUCAAAAUAUUGAAUAUGCUGGAGAACAAGAUCAACUUAAACUCUAUAACUUUUUUCUUGAUCUUAUGCAAGCUGUAACAAAAAAUCCUCGUGAUGCACUUGUUGUUGCUAAAGUAUUACGUCGUACUUCCAGUCUAACAGGAUCAGCUCUAGCUGAAGAAAUUGAAUUAGUACAAACAACUGGACCAGAUACAGUCUAUGUUGAAUCAUCAUACAAAGGACCACAUAUACAACUUCCUAUUAAUAAAGAACAAUUUGAAUCAUUAAUUCUUGCAUUACAACGCGGAGAAUUUCUUCAUGUGCGAUAUGUAUUAUUAAUAUUACAUGAAGUUCGACGAAUUCUUAAACGCUUACCCAAUGUAAAUGUCGUUUCAACACAUCAAUCAAAAUGUGUUACAGUUGUUGGUGAUUUACAUGGUAAUUUAUCUGAUUUAAUGCUCAUAUUCCAUAAAAAUGGUUUACCAUCCAAUGAAAAUCCAUAUAUAUUCAAUGGUGAUAUUGUCGAUCGAGGAACUCAUAGUCUUGAAUUAUUUAUUUUAAUCAGUGUCGCAUUUGUUGUCUAUCCAAAUAAUGUUUACUUCAAUCGAGGUAAUCAUGAAGAUCAUGUAUUAAAUUUGAGGUAUGGUUUUAUGAAAGAAAUAAUACGUAAAUAUAAAAGUCAAGCAACGAAACUUUUACUUCUAUUCGAAAAUAUCUACAGUUGGUUACCAGUUGCAAGUCUUAUUGAUGAUCAUAUAUUUGUUGCUCAUGGUGGUAUUAGUGAUAUAACUGAUUUAAAUAAAAUAAAUCAAAUCAAACGAAAUAAAUAUGUAUCAAUAUUAAGUCCAAGUUUUAUUAUACCAGACAAUGAUGAACAAUAUCAAAUAGAUGGUUUAUCUAAUGAACAAUUACUUGAAUGGAGACAAAUGCUUGAUUUAUUAUGGAGUGAUCCAAAACAGACAAAUGGUUGUGAAGCAAAUACAUAUCGUGGUGGAGGUUGUUAUUGGGGACCAGAUAUAACAAAGAAAAUUUUAGAGAAACAUAAUUGGAGUUUACUUAUUCGAUCACAUGAAUGUAAAGAAGAAGGUUUUGAUUAUUGUCAUGAUAAAAAGGUGCUAACAAUUUUUUCAGCAUCAAAUUACUAUGCAGCAGGUAGCAAUCGAGGUGCUUAUGUAAAAAUAGCUACUAAUCAACCACUAUCUAUUGUACAAUUUAUGGCAACGAAAACUACAGUUAAACCAUUAACAUUAUGGGAAAGAGUGUCGUUUGUUGAAGAACAAGCUCUUCGAAAUCUUAUGGAAAAAUUCAGCUCAAAUAAAAGUCGACUUAUGAAAGAAUUUUUAAUUAAAGAUCCAUCAAAAACUGGUCGUUUAUCUUUGAAUGAUUGGUGUGAUAUAGUUACAAAUGUUCUCGAUUUACACUUACCCUGGCGAACAUUAAAAUCACGUCUUGUUGAUAUUGAUCUAGAUGGAUCUGUUCUAUAUGAAUCAACAUUUCGUUCACAAGAAUUACAAUGUGCAUAUAAUUCGAAAUUGACUCACAGACGAGAAAGUCUAUGUCAAGCAAUUUAUCGGAAUAAAGAUUUACUUGAAACAGUCUUUCGAGCAAUUGAUCAAGAUAAUUCAGGUGUUAUAUCCAUGAAAGAAUUUACUGAUGUAUGUUCUUUUCUUGGUGAUCAUAAUGGAUCACCAUUUGAUGAAAAACAAAUAAUGGAUUUAGCAACAAGUAUUGAUCUUGAUAAAAAUGGUGUUAUUGAUUUUAAUGAAUUUCUCGAAGCUUUUCGAAUUGUUGAUUCUGGUGAUCGUGUUGGAGAACGUAUUUAA
Molecule: messenger RNA, 2067 nt
Organism: Adineta steineri
Lineage: Eukaryota; Metazoa; Rotifera; Eurotatoria; Adinetida; Adinetidae
Source: the annotation of a GenBank genome assembly